Cryptosporidium muris RN66 is the source of this 741-nucleotide messenger RNA. RefSeq names its product glycosyl transferase. Gene Ontology annotation, cellular component: endoplasmic reticulum membrane. The record is from RefSeq and is a predicted model, not a curated record. Gene Ontology annotation, molecular function: dolichyl-phosphate beta-D-mannosyltransferase activity. The transcript is spliced from 5 exons. NCBI's taxonomy places the organism in Eukaryota, Apicomplexa, Conoidasida, Eucoccidiorida, Cryptosporidiidae. Bases 1 to 741 code for a protein of 246 amino acids. Gene Ontology annotation, biological process: protein O-linked glycosylation via mannose; GPI anchor biosynthetic process.
AUGGAAAAGGAAAAACACAAACAUAAAGUUGACUAUACUGUCAUUAUCCCUACUUAUAAUGAGAGACAGAAUGUAGGGAUUUUAGUAAAACUACUUUUUGAGUCUUUUUCUGAAUUGAAGACAACUUGGGAAUUGAUUAUUGUUGAUGAUUCAAGUCCUGAUGGUACUGCUGAUACUGUGCAGCAACUCCAGGAGUAUUAUAAAGAAGUUCAAAUGAAGCUAAUAUCUCGUGAAGGAAAACUUGGAUUAGGGUCUGCCUAUAUAGAAGGUUUCAAGUAUUCAAAUGGUGAAUUUAUAAUAUUGAUGGAUUGUGAUCUAUCACAUCACCCUAAAUAUAUAUCUCAGUUAAUAGCAAAGCAAAACCAAGGAGAUUUUGAUAUUGUAUCUGGAUCUCGCUAUAUCCAUGGUGGUGGAAUUUCAGGAUGGCCUUGGUACAGAGUUCUUAUAAGCUAUGGGGCAAACAUGCUAGGUAGAAUUUUACUACAGCCAAGAGCUACAGAUUUGACAGGAUCAUUUAGAUUAUACAGAAGACAUGUAUUCAAAAGAAUAUUGGAGUGCAACAUGAUGAGUAAAGGAUAUGCUUUUCAGAUGGAAAUUAUUGUACUAGCAACUAGGCUAGGCUAUUCGAUAGCUGAUGUUCCCAUUUUAUUUGUUGACAGACUUUAUGGAACAUCCAAACUUGGAAAAAAUGAAAUUUUGGGUUAUAUAAAGGGCUUAGUAAAACUGUUUUGGACUUUUUAA